Molecule: messenger RNA, 990 nt
Organism: Apis mellifera (honey bee)
Lineage: Eukaryota; Metazoa; Arthropoda; Insecta; Hymenoptera; Apidae
Gene: MED18
Product: mediator of RNA polymerase II transcription subunit 18
Exons: 3
Coding region: 120-770 (216 amino acids)
Biological process (GO): regulation of transcription by RNA polymerase II; termination of RNA polymerase II transcription
Cellular component (GO): mediator complex; core mediator complex
Molecular function (GO): transcription coregulator activity
Source: RefSeq, a predicted model, not a curated record
CAUUAGCAGAAGCAACAAACGUGGCAUGUGCUUCUGCGUAAUAUACUGCACACUGUGUAUAGCCGGCUUCUUAAAUAUUACACGCGUUGUUUGAAGAAAAAGGAAAUUUAACCUUAAAAAUGAGUGCACCAAUAAGUACUGCAAUGGAUAGUUUGUCAGCUGCAAUUAGAUCUAAUAUAAUUCCAAAUCAAGAAUAUUUAUUACAAGGAUCAGUAUUAGAUAGUGCAGUAGAAGUAUUGCUUCAUAGAUUACGUGGUUUAUGUGACAAUGUGGAUACUGGGCCAGAAACUUUUAACGAUCAUGAAAUGUGUUUUAGUAUCAGAGGAUCUGAACAGCCAUUGCUUUUGCGUGUAAGAAGGGCUUUAGAUUAUCAAGAUAUGCCCUGGCAAUUGCGCUAUAUCGGUCAACCCGAAUUGGGUGAUAAAUCAAGACCCACAAUUGUCAGAAGCAGUUUAGAUAUAGCAACUAGUAAUACAGUUGUUGACUUUUUAACAGAACUUGGAUGUAGAUUAGAUUUUGAGUAUAUUGCACGUGGUUAUAUGUUUCGUAAAGGUAGAAUGAAAGUAACAGUUUCCAAAAUAUUUAAAAUGGGUCAACAAGGAAAAAUACCUGAAAGUAUGGAAGCAAUAUCUCAAAGUUAUUUAGUAGAAUUAAGUGUAUUAGCACCUAGUGGUCAAGAUGCAAUAGCAGAAGAUAUGAGAAUUUUUGCAGAACAAUUAAAACCUUUAGUUCAACUUGAAAAAAUUGAUUAUAAAAGACUUGUACAUUAAUAUAAUAAUCAAUAUUGUAUCUUAAACCAUAUUAAUUAUAUUUAUUUCGUUUGUAUAAAUUUUACCGAUAUCGUCAAAUAAUGUUAAAAUAUUCCUCUCAUAUAUUUAAUUAUACUAUGUUUUGCGAAAUCAUCGUUUUAGGUGUAUAUUGUAAAACUGAGAAUGUGAUAUAUAUUUUUUACGUUAAAAAUUAAAAUAUAUUGUAGUUUUAAAAAAAAAA